AUUAAAACUAAAUUAAUAUAAUUUUAUAUAAAUGCCUCCUAAAAAAGAGCCGAAGGGAGGUGGGAAGGGUGGCGUUAAAAGCAAUAACAAAAUUUUUACAUUAUCCCAAAUAGACGUAGAAAAGUUAAAAGAGCUCCAUAGGCCAGAAGAUCAGUUAGUUCUAUCAACAAAGGAGUUGGAGGAUGAAAUAACUAAAAUUUUAUUGACCCAGAAUCCUAUAAAGGCAGAUAGUUUAGUUAAUUACAGCUAUUUCACAGGAUAUUAUGAAUACCUUCCUGAUCCUGGCGAUGCUGUCACGUUUUUUAAUAUGGAAGGUACACUUUUGGAACGUGGUACGCCCAAAUACAUAGCACAACUUGUUAGCCAAGGAGUCGAUCCUGCGACGCUUGAGGAAGAGGAAGCAGAAGAAGAACACCUCGAAGAGGAAGAAGAACAGAAUGAAGAAUUAAAACAUAAGGAUUCAAUUGUACCCUCAGAUGAAGGCUUUGCAGACUCGGUUGUUGAGGGUGAAGAAGAUGAAGAAGAGGAAGGUGGGCAUGAUGCUGGCCAUGACGAUGAAGAUGAAGAAAUUUUUACAAAGCCUAAAAAGCAGAUGAAUAUGUUUAAUUACUGUGAACGCGCUUCAAUGACCUACAUUACAGUUUAUCGAGCAGGUGAUGGCCAAACAAUUCCACCUCCACGAGCGACAUAUUCAGCGCAAGUCCAUCAAUGGGGUAUUUAUGAUGCUUUGCAAGAAGAUUUUGAUAGGCAAGAAAAAUUAAAAGAAGAUAAAACUAAAAAGAAACCAAAGAAACAAAGAAAAAAAGAAAUUGAUAAACAAGAUAUUAUAAAUAGGAAAAUGUUUAUCGCAUUAAAUGUUUUGGAAAGAAUGAUAAAUCAAAAUACUUACAAUGAUAUUGCUCAAGAUUACAGAUUUUGGGAUGAUCCAGCUGAUGAAUUUAAAGAAGAUGUGGGAACUUUAUUGCCACUUUGGAAAUUUUCAUAUGAAAAGGCUAAGAAAAUGACUGUUACAGAUAUUCGUUGCAGUCAUUGGUAUUAUGAUUUAUUUGGUGUCUCGUUUGGAUCAUUUGAUUUUACCAACCGUUUAGACGAAGGAUACAUGUGUUUAUUCACCGUUAAAAAUCCUUCUUAUCCGGAAAGUAUUUGUAGAACAAACAGUGGUUGUAUGUGUGUCGAUAUUCAUCCGAAUAAUCCAUAUUUUGUUGUGGUCGGUUUAUAUGAUGGCAACGUUUAUGUGUAUAAUAUUCAACAAACAACAAGCGCUCCACAAUUUCGAAGUGAUCCAAUUACACAAAAACAUACCGAUAUCGUAUGGGAAGUACAAUGGGCGAAAGAUCUUGAUGAUGGUGAUCUCAAUUUCUAUUCCAUAUCUGGCGAUGGAAAAGUUAAUCAGUGGGUGUUGCUUUUAAAUUCAUUUUCGUUAACUACAGUAAUGACAUUAUACAUGGAUUCAUCUCCAGUUCCUGGACCUGACGGAACAUUUAUUAAAUUAUUAGCUUGCGGUUCUUGCCUAAGAUUACAUCCCAACAAUCCAUUAGUGUAUUUAGUUGGGACAGAAGAUGGAUUUAUUUAUAAAUGCAGUCCACAAUAUUCAUUUUUACACAUGGUCACAUAUCAAGCACAUGAUAUGCCCGUGUACCGUAUCGAUUUUAAUAAAUUCAACGAUAGUAUUUUCAUAUCUUGCAGUGGUGACUGGCGAAUAAAAAUUUGGGAAGAUGGUCGUACAGAACCACUGUUUGUAUUUGAUUUGGGUACGUGUGUAGGCGAUGUUAGAUGGGCCCCUUACUCAAGUACAGUAUUUGCUGCAGUCACAAAUGACGGAAAAGUUCAUGUUUACGAUAUAAACAUCAACAAAUACAAACCAAUGUGUAUCCAAAAUAUUGUAAAUUUUAGAAGAAACAAAUUAACACGUAUUGCCUUCAAUAGAAAAUUGCCUAUUAUAUAUGUUGGCGACGAUAAGGGUACGGUAACAAGUUUGAAAUUAUCUCCAAAUUUGCGAAUUCCCGUUAAGCCGACAAAGAAACAAUCUGAAAUGACGCAAGAAGAGCUACAACUUUGGAAAUUAGAAAAAAUAUUAUCGCUAAUGAGAGAGCCGACAGUACUAGAACGUCCACCAGAUAUUGUUGAAGAAGAUUAA
This is a messenger RNA of Chrysoperla carnea, 2137 nucleotides long. RefSeq names its product dynein intermediate chain 2, ciliary. NCBI's taxonomy places the organism in Eukaryota, Metazoa, Arthropoda, Insecta, Neuroptera, Chrysopidae. Gene Ontology annotation, cellular component: outer dynein arm. The record is from RefSeq and is a predicted model, not a curated record. The coding region runs from base 32 to 2137 and encodes 701 amino acids. The transcript has 10 exons. Gene Ontology annotation, molecular function: dynein light chain binding; dynein heavy chain binding. Gene Ontology annotation, biological process: outer dynein arm assembly; cilium movement.